This is a messenger RNA of Candida albicans SC5314, 660 nucleotides long. RefSeq lists its product as uncharacterized. The transcript has a single exon. Lineage: Eukaryota; Fungi; Ascomycota; Pichiomycetes; Serinales; Debaryomycetaceae. The coding region runs from base 1 to 660 and encodes 219 amino acids. The record is from RefSeq and is a predicted model, not a curated record.
AUGUCAUUCAAUUCUAACGCAUCUAAAUACCAAGCAGAAAAUACUGUGGAUAAAUUAUUUUCAAAUAUACUACAUACUUCCACGACUUCUAAGUCAGUUUCAAAGUCUAAAUCAAAAUCAAAAUCAAAACCAAAACCAAUCUCAUCAACUCAAUUACUUGUGAAUCAACUACAAUCAACAAAUACUACUGCCAACAAUAAUAACACUAAAAGGAAAAAACAUAAUAAUAAUAAACGAAUCAAUAAAACAUUAUUAGAAGAGAAAAAAUUUUCAAAAUUUAUUAAAUAUAAUCAUAUUAAACAAAAAUCAAAUAAAUCAGAAUUAGAUGAAAAAUAUUUAAAUAAAUUAGUUCGGAAAAAUAUCAAUUCAUUAAAUAAAAUUAAUAAAAUUGAUGAUUUAUUAAUUGAUGAAGAAUUAAAUCAAAUUAAACAAGAAUUGUUAGAAGAAAAUGAAUUUGUUGGUAUGGGUGGUGGUCAACUUAAAGGAGGUAAACGAUUACGUAAAAAAUUGUUAAAUAAUACUAAGCAAGUUAUUGAUGAAUUUGAUGGAUUUGGAGAGAUAAGCAGUAGCAACAACAACAAUAAGAAGAAGAAUAGCUCAUAUCCUGGAUUAACUCCUGGAUUGGCACCAGUUGAUUAUGAAGAAGAAGAUAAUGAAUAA